AUUUAGGUGGAAGAGAUACGAUUUCUUCUACUCUCCCUUAUCUUUUAAAAUAAAAUAAAAUAAAUUCUUUGGGUUUCAUGGCUUGUAUAAGCUGCUGUCAUUCAAGAAUGAGUCUCCCUUUACUUCAAACUCAUACACCCAUUUCCAAUUUCACUUGUUUAACUGUUUUCCCCUUUCAAUCACUUGCAAUAUCUUUACCAAAAUAUAAGGUCAAGUCUGUUCAUAUUCCAUCAUGUUCAGUUUCUUCCAUUUCAUCUACUAAUUUGGAAGAAGAAGAAGAAGAAGAUGAUGAUCCCACUGCUGAACUAGUCUAUCUUGACCCUGAAAUUGAUCCUGAGAGCAUAUCUGAGUGGGAAUUGGAUUUUUGCUCAAGACCAAUUCUUGAUAUUAGAGGGAAAAAGUUAUGGGAGCUUCUUGUUUGUGAUGAUUCCCUCUCUCUUCAGUAUACCAAAUAUUUUCCUAAUAAUCUUAUCAAUAGUAUCACUUUGAAAGAUGCUUUACUAUCCAUAUCUAAUGACUUAGGCCUCCCAUUACCCGAUAAAAUCCGAUUCUUCAGGUCACAAAUGCAAACAAUUAUUACAAGAGCUUGCAAUGAACUUGCCAUCAAAUCUGUUCCUAGCAAACGGUGCUUAUCACUUGUCCUUUGGCUUGAAGACCGCUAUGAAACUGUUUAUACUCGCCAUCCUGGUUUUCAAAAAGGAGCCAAGCCACUUCUUGCACUUGACAAUCCUUUUCCAAUGGAACUUCCUGAGAAUCUGUAUGGAGAAAAGUGGGCUUUUGUCCAGUUGCCCGUUUCAGCUGUUCGUGAGGAAGUAUCUAACCUGGAGACUAGGUUGGUUUUUGGCUCAAGUUUAGACUUGGAUCUUCUGGGGAUCGAAAUUGAGGACAACACAUUGAUUCCUGGACUAGCAGUUGCAUCCUCACGUGCAAAACCAUUAGCAGCUUGGAUGAAUGGCUUGGAAGUCUGUUCGAUUGAAGCUGAUGUGGACAAGGCUUCGUUAAUUUUGUCGGUGGGUAUCUCUACCCGCUACAUUUAUGCGACUUACAAGAAAAAUCCUGUAUCCACAAGCGAAGCUGAAGCUUGGGAAGCAGCAAAGAAAGCCUGUGGAGGUUUGCACUUCCUUGCUAUUCAAAAUGACCUGAAUUCGGAUGAUUGUGUUGGAUUCUGGCUUCUGUUAGACCUGCCACCUCCUCCUGUAUAACUUGAUAAAUAGAAUACAAGGUUUUCCUUUGUACAUUCUCUUUUAUUUGCUCAUUUACAGAAUGUAGAGAGGCAUCAUAGCAAUUAGAUUGUAAUU
Solanum stenotomum is the source of this 1298-nucleotide messenger RNA. Its product is annotated as protein TAB2 homolog, chloroplastic. NCBI's taxonomy places the organism in Eukaryota, Viridiplantae, Streptophyta, Magnoliopsida, Solanales, Solanaceae. The transcript is spliced from 5 exons. Bases 78 to 1202 code for a protein of 374 amino acids. The record is from RefSeq and is a predicted model, not a curated record. Gene Ontology annotation, molecular function: RNA binding.